AUGUCGACCGAAGAAAAAAGGCGAGCAUCGCUGACGAGCCUUUCUGACACAAGGAAGAAAAAGAUUCGCCCUCUGACGAAUAUUCUCCUGUGCCAGGUGGACGGUGGCGAUGCGGCGAUCCCUUUUGCCGAUGACCCGCCGAUAUCGACCAAGUCGAGUGUUCGCCUGGCCCCAUCGGCAUACGAGUCUUCGGAAGUCAUUUCCAACCCCCACCUGACAAGCGCAAUUGAGGUCGACUCCGCCACGCUCAUCGACAUACCGCCGCAGUCGCCAACUGCGCGCACCUCUCCUAGCCAUGCUUCUUAUUCUGAGAAUGUGCUGCCCACGAAAUGCAAACUUAAUGAUGUCUCUUCAGAACAUGAAGAGAAAGAACUGAGCAAAAAUAUGGAAACAGUAGUUCAAUUAGAUGAGACCGUAGUGAAAGGAGUAUCGCCACCGCCGUUGGAUCCAACAGGGACUACUGUAGAACCGAUUGUCGAAGAACCUACGCCGACUUACGAGCCAGUUGUCAAUCAUGUCCAGCCUCCAAGUCCACCGAGGCAACGACUUCCAAAGUUCAUCUCGGCGACGGAUCAACUGCGGCUGGAAUCACAAUUGUCGACGAACCAAAUAUCCAAUAGUACGCUUCCACUUUCUAAUGGCGAAAAGCGCUUGUCAAAUAUUGAAUGCUCAGAGAAGAGGCGCCAGACGCGCUUCGUCACGAAAAAAGGUCAAUGCAAUGUAAAGCACGGGAACGUAGAAGGAAAAUACCGCUACUUUUCGGAUCUUUUCACCACCCUGGUGGACCUAAAAUGGCGUUGGAACUUGUUGAUAUUCUGCUCCUGCUACGUGCUCUCGUGGUUCUUCUUCGCUUGUAUUUGGUUCUCCAUCGCGCUCAUUCACAACGACAUUCAACCACUGAUGCCUUCCAUUCCACAAAGCAACUAUCAAGAUUAUCCCGCUUUCGAGAACGUCUCGUUUGCGGAGUGCCAGACUAGCAUAGAUCAGUUCAAUCAAGGAAAGGGCCAAACUAUUCAACCCCCAAAAAACGGCCGCUCUUCUUAG
This is a messenger RNA of Oikopleura dioica, 1044 nucleotides long. The record is from the annotation of a GenBank genome assembly. NCBI's taxonomy places the organism in Eukaryota, Metazoa, Chordata, Appendicularia, Copelata, Oikopleuridae.